This is a messenger RNA of Oncorhynchus kisutch (coho salmon), 4731 nucleotides long. Its product is annotated as stanniocalcin-2-like. The coding region runs from base 229 to 1095 and encodes 288 amino acids. Gene Ontology annotation, molecular function: hormone activity. The transcript is spliced from 4 exons. Lineage: Eukaryota; Metazoa; Chordata; Actinopteri; Salmoniformes; Salmonidae. Gene Ontology annotation, biological process: intracellular calcium ion homeostasis. Gene Ontology annotation, cellular component: extracellular region. The record is from RefSeq and is a predicted model, not a curated record.
AUCCCUGCUGUCCCAGUGCUCACUCUCUCUUUCUGUCUCACUCUCUGCGCUGCCCGCCUGAAUACAGUCUACAGCCGUGAGUGCUACUGAGUUACCACGGACAGACAGAGAGCAGACUGGCUGGUUGGACCGGUGCGUUUUCGAUACAACACUGCAUCAUUGUCUCAGAGCAGAGGGAAGGCAGACUUUAGCACAGGUACAUACUGGUCUUCACAGAUAGAGGCAGAAAUGUUGUUUAAAUUUGCAAUAGUCCUGCUGGUUUUGUCACUUUUGGAGCAAGUGGUGGGAUUGGAUAAUAUCGAUGUUCAUGACAACCCAUCAGAGAAACCGGCAAGCCAGAAAGGACGGAUGUCUCUGCAGAACACAGCUGAGAUCCAGCACUGUCUGGUGAGUGCAGGAGAUGUGGGCUGCGGUGUGUUUGAGUGUUUUGAGAACAACUCCUGUGAGAUCAGAGGCCUGCAGGAGAUCUGUCUGACCUUCCUACACAACGCCGGAAAGUUCGACUCCCAGGGUAAGUCGUUCAUCAAGGAUGCUCUGAAGUGCAUGGCCCAUGGCUUGAGACACAAGUUCAGCUGCAUCAGCAGGAAGUGCUUGGCCAUUAAAGAGAUGGUGUUCCAGCUGCAGAGAGAGUGUUACCUCAGACACAACCUGUGUUCUGCAGCCAAGCAGAACGUUGCUGUCAUGGUGGAGAUGAUCCACUUCCAGGACCUCUUCCCUAAAGGGCCGUAUGUGGAGCUGGUCAACAUCCUACUGAGCUGUGGGGAGGAGGUGAAGGAGGCCUUGUCUAGGAGUGUCCGGCUGCAGUGUGAGCAGAACUGGGGGGCUCUCUGUGACAGCCUGAGUGUCUGCUCUUCCCUCACCCCCCCUCCUGGUCAGGCCCCCGCCCCCGCCUCCCCCGACCACCGCCGCCACAGGUCCCCCCACUCCGAGCCAGACCACCCCAGACCCCCCCGACAGGGGGACAAGGACAAGCCCAGUAAAGGCGGCUUCAACGCCCACCCCCGCAGCCGCAGCCAGGGUCCCCGUCGACAGAGCCCCGAGGCUGGGGUGGCGGCGGAGCAGGAAGGCUCUGAGGCCACAGACAUCCGGAGGUGAAGAGACAUUGAACCCUAACUAUCCAGAGCCCUCCCUGACCGUGUCACCAUCAUAGCCCCCCCCUCCCACACACACACACACACACACACACACGCAUACACACACACAGACAUACACAUAGACAGAUACUGUACAUGCAAGAACACACACAUCUACACACAUACACAGACUCACUCUCUCUUUCUCUCGCUCUCUCCGUCCUCUAUCCCUCUCUCCGUCCUCUAUCCCUCUCUCUGUCCUCUAUCCCUCUCUCCGUCCUCUAUCCCUCUCUCCGUCCUCUAUCCCUCUCUCCGUCCUCUAUCCCUCUCUCCGUCCUCUAUCCCUCUCUCCCCCUCUCCUCUCCAGUCAUUCCAGAAGUCCUAAAUGGUACAUCUGCAGGGUAACUUGGUGUAGCUCGUUCAGUUACUCCAGAUUGUAGUCCACGAUGUUGUUUCUGUUUAGUCUUAUUAUCCUGAUUUUAUUUGAAGUGUUAGGACUUCUUGGGCUCUAAUAUAGCGUUUCUCAAAUCAUACUCACUGUAACAUCUGAUUAUAUUUGUAUUAUUUAUUUUAUUCUUUAUGCAAUGUUUAAAUAUCCAAAUGUACAUAGAAAUAUACAUAUCUAUAUUUAUACAGUAUGAACAUGUAUAAAUAUAGUCACCAUAUAAGAUUAUAGUACAUGGUGUGUUCUGUUGUAUACCACACCAGACUCCAUCACCACCCAUCUGUAGAUAUGCAACAUUCAGCAUUGUUGUUUCAAAGUGGGAAUGUGUUGUUAGUAUUAUAAUACUAGAUACUUGAUGAUUAAAUACAAACUGUACAGGUUUUGAAGCCCAGUUCUGGCACAUAUGGCUUGUUGUGCAUGAGGUUGGGUUACCAUGGCAAAGUAAACAAACUGGUACAUUCUCCGAUGGCCAGCUUCCAUCGUUAGGAUUCCUACUAUUAGGGCACCCAGGUCACAGUGUCUGUCUGUAGCAGCAUAUGCAUACUGUGUCUCAAAUAGCACCCUAUUCCCUACAGAGUGCACUGCUUUUGACCAGGGCCAUAUGGGCCAAUAAGGUUGCAGACAUAGCGUAGGUUUAGUUCUCUCAGAAAACCCUCCUCUGAUCUCAGCUAAUGUGCUAAUGCAUCCAGGUGCCUCAACAUGCUGGUUCCAUCUGUAGUGACUCCUCUCUGAGAGGCUGAGGUUUACUAGAGUUCACUCGACUGGGGUGACAAUGUCGUACAGUAAGUAGCACUAGAACAAUUCAAAGGUGAUUUUCAAUUGAUUCGGUUUAAAGAUUAUUGAAACUUAUAUUGGACUCUUAGGUACAAACAUUUCUGUUGUUGUGGGAACAGACUCGCAGACAGUCCUACAGACACGCUACAGACAGUCCUAUAGGAACGCAGUAGACGGUCCUACAGACACGCUACAGACAGUCCCACAGACACGCUACAGACAGUCCCACAGACAUGCUACAGACAGUCCUACCGACACGCUACACACAGCCCUACCGACACGCUAUAGACACCUUACAGACAGUCCUACAGACACGCAACAAACAGUCCUACAGACACACAACAGACAGUCCUAAAGACACAGAACAGACACGCUACAGAGAGUUCUACAGACAUGCUACAGACAGUCCUACAGACACGCUACAGACAGUCCUACAGACACACUACAGACAGUCCUACAGACAUGCUACAGACAGUGCUACAGACAUUCUACAGACAUGCUACAGACAGUGCUACAGCCAUGCUACAGACAUGCUACAGGCAUGCUACAGGCAGUCCUACAGACACGCUACAGACAGUCCUACAGACACGCUACAGACAGUGCCACAGACAUGCUACAUACAUGCUACAGACAGUCCUACAGACAGUGCUAGAGACAGUCCUGCAGACAUGCUACAGACAGUCCUACAGACACGCUACAGACAGUGCUAGAGACAGUCCUACAGACACGCUACAGACAGUCCUACAGACAGGCUACAGACAGUCCUACAGACAGGCUACAGACAGUCCUGCAGACAGGCUACAGACAGUCCUAUAGACAGGCUACGGACAGUCCUACAGACAUGCUACAGGUAGUCCUACAGACAAUCUACAGACAGUCCUACAGACAGUGCUACAGGCAUGCUACAGACAUGCUACAGACAGUGCUACAGACAGUCCUACAGACACGCUACAGACAGUGCUACAGACAGUCCUACAGGCAGUCCUACAGGCAGUCCUACAGACACGCUACAGGCAAUGCUACAGACAUGCUACAGACACGCUACAGACAGUCCUACAGACAGUAGCACCCCAGUAACUGCAUCUCAGCAAGCAUCACUAGUGUGAUUGAUUGAUUGAUUGAUUAGUAUGAUUGAUUUGUGUGAUUGAUUGAUUAGUAUGAUUGAUUAGUAUGAUUGAUUGAUUGAUUGAUUGAUUGACAGGUGUGGUUCUGAUGAUACCACUGAUUGCUGUACAGCUGAAGCCAUCUCCAGACUCACCACUCUAACUGAAGACAGUCUGUACACUAACGUGACACCACAAGACUAUGAAAGCCCACUGAGCUAAAGGCUUAGGCAUUACCCCAGGGAGAUAACACAAAUAUUGUGCUUUCUGCCAUCGAAGCGUUGUAUGCAAUCAAGUAACUGGAAGCAGACAAUCAACAGUGUCUUCCUGUAUAAUCCCCAGGUCAGACCAGGGGAGGCAGAGGAGGAGGAGGUGGUAGAGGAGGAGGAGGUGGUAGAGGAGGAGGAGGUGGUAGAGGAGGUGGUAGAGGAGGAGGAGGUGGUAGAGGAGGUGGUAGAGGAGGAGGAGGUGGUAGAGGAGGAGGUAGAGGAGGAGGAGGUGGUAGAGGAGGAGGAGGUGGUAGAGGAGGUGGUAUGAACGCGUUCUGUUCUUGCCCCCUCUCUCUCUUCCUUUCCAGAGUCCUAUGCUAAAAUGGCACCCUAUUCCCUACUAUGGGCCCUGGUCAAUAGUAGUGCUAUGAGCACUGGUCAAAAGUAGUGCACCAUAUAGGGAAUAGGGUGCCAUUGGGACGCAUCCCCAGCAAGUCCACACUUUGGGGCUCAGUCCGCUGUUAUUCUAAAUUGUAUAUUUACCAAGGCCACCAGAGAAUUCCUCUGUGCUACAGCCAAGAGCUGUCCGGCCGCACGGGGAGAGAGAGAGAUGAAGGAGAAAAGGAGGAUGAGAACUACACUCAACGGUUCCUGAGGAGACACAAUUUCUAGAUUUCUCUCCUCCACGUCCUCCCUGUUCCUUCUUCCACCACUUCUUGUAGUUCUGAGGUGUCUGUUGGCCAGUCAUGCUAUCCUGACCCUCUGUUUCUAUUCAGAUGAGAGGACAACCUAUUGCAGUUUAUUGACUUAUCUUUGGGCACCAGGUGUGUAAUUCUAUUAAGAAUGUAAACGACUGUAACUGACCAUAUGUUCCAUACUCUGUCACUAUCUUCUCCAUUUUGUGUUCCAGGAGAAAUAGACUGACAGGGCUUCCUACUUCUUGUUUCUCAGUGUUCCCUACAGCACAUCACUUCCUCUACACCCCCAGAAUGACCUUGCAGAAUGUAGUCUGGUAUGGUUUUACUUCACAUGUCUGAUAAUGUGUAUACAAACAGUACUAUGAAACUCUGAAAUCAAAAUCAACAGAAAUGUAUCUUGUUAUCAUUAAAAGUGACUUUUUUUGUGGA